AUGAAAUCUCCUAUAUCUGAACCUUCCUUCAUCUCUCCAAACUCUGGCAAUUCUUCCUUCACAGCUAGGAUGAACGCAAACCCUAACGGGGCGAACAUCAAAGCACCAGUAUUCUGUGAACCUUUGAAACAUCCUUCAGGACUGAAAACAAGUAAGAAGAAUCACUGCAAGGAAGUAGGCAAGGUUCUAUUCCCUGGGGAAUGUUUCGGAAUUUUGCCAGCUGUUGAACCAACAGACAAUAUAUGGAAAAAAUGUGCUGAAGAAUUUGAAAAUAGAUGGGGAUUUCCUAAUUGCAUUGGCAGCGUGGACGGUAAACAUGUAACAAUCAAGAGACCUAACAACAGUGGCUCCAAUUACUGGUGCUAUUUACAUAAAUAUUCAAUAGUACUUGUGGCCAUUGUUGGCCCGGACUCUAAAUUUAUAUGUGUUGAUAUUGGUGGUUUCGAAAAAAAUAGUGAUGGGGGUAUUUUCGAAACCUCAAACAUGGAAAAACGAUUUGAACAAAAUUUAAUGAGUGUCCCUGCACCUAGAUUUCUCCCUGUGCAAAAUGAAAUCUGCUCGUACGUUUUAAUUGGUAAUGAAGCAUUUGCUUUAAAACCAUACCUGAUGAGACCAUUUCCUUAUAAGCAGACUUUAACAGACGUCAGAAAAGAGAAAUACAAUGCAUCUGUCGCCGCUUCUUUCAGCGAGGAAAGAAACUUUGAAAGUACAGUCUUGCGUCCCGCCGUCGCAACUCCCACGGGAGUUUUUCCUGGGGAGUCGAAGAUUAAAGUGGUCCGUACAUACAAAUACUCUCAUCUCUUCACCCUCCGACUCGCCGGCCGGGGUUUUUACGUAAUCAACCAAAUUCAUCAGACAUACAUACUGUCCUCUCACUUUGGUACCGUGGUAAGUGUCCACUAG
Messenger RNA from Acanthoscelides obtectus, 903 nucleotides. The record is from the annotation of a GenBank genome assembly. NCBI's taxonomy places the organism in Eukaryota, Metazoa, Arthropoda, Insecta, Coleoptera, Chrysomelidae.